Messenger RNA from Astrephomene gubernaculifera, 1644 nucleotides. The record is from the annotation of a GenBank genome assembly. NCBI's taxonomy places the organism in Eukaryota, Viridiplantae, Chlorophyta, Chlorophyceae, Chlamydomonadales, Astrephomenaceae.
GUACACGUUUGAUGCUUUCGCCCAGCAACACGCUAAUUGCUCAACGGGCCGUUACGACAUCUUUUGUAGCUGUCCGUGCUCCGAGGCUAACGCUCUCGCUAGAUACGCUUUCCGUGACUCACCAACGCAUCCUACCCUAGGCUGCUUAACACCAAACAACAUGACGAUUGGCCAGAAGCUCAAGGCGUUUUGGAACCAUCCUGCGGGGCCGAAGACUAUCCACUUCUGGGCGCCUACAUUCAAGUGGGGCAUUUCCCUCGCCAACAUUGCGGACAUUAACCGACCCGCUGACAAAAUUAGCCUUCCUCAACAGUGCGCCAUCACCGCCACCGGCGUCAUUUGGUCGCGCUACAGCACCCAGAUCACGCCGGUCAACUACAACCUGCUGGCGGUCAACGCCUUCAUGGCGCUCACGGGGGGAUACCAGCUGUUCAGGAAGAUCAGCUAUGACAUGGCGCAGCAGACGCCGGCCGCCACCGCCUGAACGCCGCCCUCCCUCUCGCGCACCUCCGCCGCCACGCCACGUCACGUGAUGGUGUAUGAUGGUGUAUGGUGUUUGCUCCGCCCUACCUCGGUGUCGCAUGGAGCAGAGUUGCGAGCGGCCUUGCGGACUCACGGGACUUGCACGCGCCGUGGCACACACAGUGGCACGCACAGCGCACAGGACGAUGACGGCACAUGCGGCUUGAGGUCUCAGGGGGCGUGCGCUUUGGUCGGCGAGAAGGCUGGGCUCUGAAGCAUGUGGGCUGGGUGCUGUGCGGUGCAGACAUGUCAUGUUGCUGUGGCUGGGGGGAAGCCGGGGAGGGAUAGGCGUCUGGCCGCAGAUACGCUGCAUGCUUGCCUGCUAGGAGGAGAUGAACGCUAUCCUGACGUCAUUCUGUCACGUUCCUGGUGCAAUGGUGCUCUAUACGACUGCUCUAUACGGCUGCGCUAGCAGGUCGGCCCAGCACGUGGUGGUGUUUUGAAUGACUGACAUGUAUGGACUGAACUGCAUGUUUGGAGUCAGACAGGCAGUCAGACAGUCAGACAGGCUGCAUGUGGGUAGCGGGGGCAUGCUGGCGGUGUUCUGCAACCUUACAUGCGGAGUGUCCCAGAAAGGCCAGAAUGGUACCUAGGGUGGCUCUUGACGUAUAGCGGCACCGGAGUUUAAGUCUAGACGAAGAAGGAUGUUGUUGGUGUGGGGUGCGUAACACAGGGGAUCCGCAAUGGGGUUGCGAGGUAAGGACGAGGGAGGGAUGUGGGAGGCCAGGCGACGUUUUUGGAGUCAGGGUGCUACGUGGGUGGAUUCCUACGUGUUGUGUUGCGUGUGGUGAAGUUGUGUCGGAAUCGUAAUGUAUACUCGUAUGUUUAACCGAAACAAGUGUGUGAAGGGAUGCAAUGCGGGUGCCUCCGCCCGUUGGCUGAUCGGUUUGGGGAGGAGCGCGGUGACAGGAGGUUGCUGUUUGCUACUGCUACUACUGCUACUGCUGCUGCUGCUGCCGUACGCUUUCGCUUCUGCUGUUCUGGUCGGAUGAGGGGGCAAGAGGAAAUACUGUACGUGCCAUGGGCUGAAGAAUAUGGACUGUGAAACAUUCGUUUUCGCAAGCUCGAAGGAACAUGGAGGGUGGCAAAUGAAAAAGCGUUUUUGCAACUUCCGCCAACCCG